This is a messenger RNA of Carassius gibelio (silver crucian carp), 2624 nucleotides long. RefSeq names its product cytochrome P450 2J4-like. The record is from RefSeq and is a predicted model, not a curated record. Bases 561 to 2054 code for a protein of 497 amino acids. Gene Ontology annotation, molecular function: iron ion binding; heme binding; oxidoreductase activity, acting on paired donors, with incorporation or reduction of molecular oxygen, reduced flavin or flavoprotein as one donor, and incorporation of one atom of oxygen. The transcript is spliced from 14 exons. NCBI's taxonomy places the organism in Eukaryota, Metazoa, Chordata, Actinopteri, Cypriniformes, Cyprinidae. Gene Ontology annotation, biological process: xenobiotic metabolic process. Gene Ontology annotation, cellular component: intracellular membrane-bounded organelle; cytoplasm.
GCUACAUUUUUCCAGAUCUUUUUCUGAGAAGAAAUUCCUCAAACUCAUUGUUUUCAGUAAGAAACCUAUUUCAGCAUUGCUGAUUUAAAGUAAACAAACAUAUGGCUUAAAUAUGUUGACAGAAUGUAUUUAAGUUUAAAUAAUGUUAACCAUUUAAUAAAAUUUGCUUUGGAUCAUAAAAUCUGACCUUUCCCUCUUCAUUCUGUCUGUGUCCAGUGGCCACAUCAGCAGAUGUUUUGGUCUGUCAGCACACCAGACAACUCCAUGCUGCAGGAGUGUAGUACUGAAUGAGAUUAUCCGGCUGGAAGAUCAAACCCUUCACACUUCAGAGAGCUGGAUCUGAGCUCCAGUCACCUCACACAUCUGCUGAAGGAUCCAUAUACUGUCAGCUAGAGAAGCUCAAGCUGGGCAUUAAGAGCCAUUCAUGCAAAGUAAAGGUUUGAAACAAGGCUGACUCUUUCUUUGCAAUUCAUCUUCAGCCAGCAGCCACUGCUCAAAACACUGAAGGUUUAUUGAAGAAUUUCGGAAACAAACUGGUCUGAACACAGGUAUCAGUAAGCAUGGCGUCAGUUCUGUCACAGCUGAUGGGUCAGUGGAUGGAUGUUCAGGGUCUCCUGAUCUUUCUGUGUGUGCUGCUGCUGGUCAAACACCUGCGAGAUGUUCAUACAAACAACAUGCCGCCAGGACCCUUCCCCCUGCCUUUGGUUGGAAACGUACUGAAUAUAGGCUUCAGUGAUCCAAUGGAGGUUUUUCCAAAGAUUGCUGAGAGGUAUGGAGAUGUGAGCACACUGUAUCUGGGAAACAAACCUUGCAUACUGCUCACUGGAUACGAGAGUUUCAAAGAGGCGUUUGUGGAGCAGGCGGACAUCUUCACAGACCGGCCGUACUUCCCUGUGAACGACAAGAUCUGUAAAGGGAAAGGUCUGAUCUUCUCUAGUGGACACAUGUGGCGUCAUCAGAGGCGUUUUGCUCUGGCAACGCUGAAGUAUUUCGGUGUGGGCAAGAAAACUCUAGAAAACUCAAUCCUGGAGGAGUGUCGCUUUGUUUGUAGUGCUUUGCAAACCAAGCAAGGUUUGCCAUUCAACCCUCAUCACCUCUUGACCUGCGCAGUGGGCAAUAUAAUAUGCAGCCUGGUUUUUGGCUACAAGUUUGAGUAUGACGACCAUCAUUUUCAUGAGCUGCUGCAGUAUUCAGAUGAAACCUUUAAGCUGCCCAUCAACGUCUGGGGCCGGUUGUAUAACACGUUUCCCGCUCUGAUGUCCCUGCUGCCAGGAAAGCACCAGACUGCAUUUGCCAACCUUUCCAAGCUUAAGCUCUUUUUUAAGGAGGAAAUCAGGAAGCACAAAAACGACCGAAACCCAUCUAGUCCUAGAGACUACAUUGACUGUUAUCUGGAGGAAAUUGAGAAGUGUAAGGACAAUGAGGCCGAAUUCACUGAGGAAAACCUGAUACACUGUGUGUUGGAUCUGUUUGGAGCAGGAACCGAAAGCACUGCUAAAUCACUCAGCUGGGCUUUACUCUACAUGGCUAAGUUUCAAGAAGUGCAAGAGAAAGUCCAUUCUGAGAUUGAUCAGGUGAUUGGACAGAUGCGUCAGCCCUUGAUGGAAGACAGGGCACAUCUGCCGUACACCUACGCAGUGAUGCAUGAGAUUCUGAGGUUCGCAAAUGUUCUUGCCUUCAUUCCACCGAGAGUUGCCAGCAAAGACACCACAGUAGCAGGAUGUCUCAUACCAAAGGGUGUGAUGGUGCUGCCAAUGCUGAAGCCAAUUCUGGAGGACAAGAAUGAAUAUCACAAUCCAUAUGAAUUCAAUCCUGCUCACUUUCUGGAUGAAGAUGGCAAAUUUCUGAAGAGAGAAAAUUUCAUACCCUUUUCCAUAGGUAAGAGGAUGUGCCCAGGUGAGCAGCUCGCUCGUAUGGAGCUCUUCCUCUUCUUUAUCUCUCUGAUGCAGCAUUUUACCUUCCUGCCACCUGAGGGAGAAACACUGAGUCUCAAAAGAACAGUCGCCAUCGCUUCUGCUCCUGAACCCUUCCACAUUUGUGCUGUACCUCGAUAGUGCCAUAUGACUGCAUCAAGAAUACGCUCAUUGAAGCUCACUGUGAAGCACAAAUAAGCAUUUGUUUUUAUUUGGUAACAAAAAACCCCCAUGUUUAAUCAUGUAUCCUACUGUACAUAAUUUAUUUGGCUAAUUUUAGUUGUGUCUGAAAUCAAAGGCAGUAAGUCAGUCAAAAGGCUGUUUAGGGUGCAUAGCAUCUUUCUUUAUUGGUAGGCAUCCAAAAGUAGCUAUAUAUUCUAAUAACUUGUAACAUAAAUCACAUAUUUAAAUAAAUAAAUUAAAUAUGUGAAAAAACUUGCCUCUUUUAGACUUGCACUCUAUUCAUUUACUAACUGCUUAUUUUCUUUAAAAAAAAAAAACCCUAAUACUAGCUUCUAUGUACUUUUUGUAUUCUAUGUGUUUUCUUUUAAUUUAUUAUAUAAUAAAAAAAAAAUUACAAUAAAAUGUCCUCUAACAUUAGCUUGCUCUAUACAAAGCGACUCAUUCAUAUUCUUACACAGCUGCUAUUGUUUCACGUCUGCUGCACUCUGCAGUUGUCUCGGGUAAUAAAAUAACCUUCACUUAAAUCAG